Williopsis jadinii is the source of this 861-nucleotide messenger RNA. It is a transcript of the gene MPD1, whose product is annotated as protein disulfide isomerase MPD1. The record is from RefSeq and is a predicted model, not a curated record. The transcript has a single exon. Gene Ontology annotation, molecular function: protein-disulfide reductase activity; protein disulfide isomerase activity. Lineage: Eukaryota; Fungi; Ascomycota; Saccharomycetes; Phaffomycetales; Wickerhamomycetaceae. Gene Ontology annotation, biological process: response to endoplasmic reticulum stress. The coding region runs from base 1 to 861 and encodes 286 amino acids. Gene Ontology annotation, cellular component: endoplasmic reticulum lumen.
AUGAAGUUCACUUUGCUGCUUGCCCUGGGAUCACUGGUGAGUGCUGGGUUCUACGAUAAGUCCCCUGUGAUGGAGCUAGACGCAACCAACUUUGAUUCUGUUGUGCUUACAAAUGACACGUCGAUAGUGGAGUUUUACGCUCCAUGGUGUGGACAUUGCCGUAACUUACAGCCUGAGUAUGUUAAAACCGGUAAGCAUCUCCAGGACAUUGCUGUUGUUGGUGCUGUGGACUGUGAUAAGGCUAAGAAUAAACCUCUCUGUUCCAAGUACAGGGUUGAAGGAUUCCCAACAUUGGUUGUUUUCAGACCACCAAAGGUUAACUUGGACAAGGCAAAUGAUAAGAAGUACAUACAUGCGACGGAGGUGUAUCUUGGACCAAGAAAGGCCAAAGCAAUGGUGGAAUUUGUUACGAACCGGAUGAAGAACUAUACAAAGAGAUUUGCGACGCUGACCAAGCUCUUCGAAUGGGCACAGGUGGACUCAGGAAGAGUCAAGUGCGUUGUUCUCACACAGAAGGAUAGACUAACUCCAUUCCUGAAGAGCUUGGCCGUUGAUUUCCUCGGUGCUGUGGAUUUCAGCUAUCUGCCUCUGAACAAGAACAAGGAGGAGGUGUACGAAGUAUUCGAGAUCGACCCGGACCAUGAAAAGGCCGUCCUUGCAGUUUACCACGAUGGUAAAUGGACAAAGCACACUGGAGAUAUGUCAAAAUCGAGCAUCACCGAGUUCAUCUCGCAAUACGCUGACGUGGAGUCCAUCGUUGAGCACAGAGAAUACAAGAGAGCCAUCUUGAAGGGUGAGAAGCCAAAGAAAAAAGGUGGCAAGAAGCAAAGAAAGCACAAACAAGCCCGUGAUGAGCUAUGA